AUGGUAAAGGAGCACUCAACACUGCUACAGAACUAGGGGUAAAGACUCAGAGACUCGUUUCGAAGUCUCCCUCGUCAGCCGUAUUGAACAAGAAACGAGGUGAAACAGCAGAAAAAACCAACAAGAAUAAUGGACGUAAAAUCUCUAGCAAAAUCGAAGAGAUCUCACACUCAACAUCAUCAACCCAGAAAACCCCAUCAUCAUUCUUCCAAGAAUACUUCAUCUUCUUCUUCAACUUCGAAUUCUGCAACUUCAAAAGAUGGUAAAGAUAAGAAGAGGACUACUCAACCAUCACCGCCUUCACUCCCUUCCAAUUGGGAUCGAUACGAUGAUGAAAUUGAAGAAAACAGUGUUGAAUUGGAUUCGGAUGAUGUGGUUAAACCCAAGAGUAAAGGGGCCAAUUUCAGUGAAUUGAUUGCCCAAGCUAAGGAGUCUCCCUCUCAUUUUUCCAAUUCUUUUGAUGAUAGAAUGCCUGAGUUUUGUCAGGGAGUGGCACCAAUGCUUGCUGUUAGGGGGAAAAAGAUCAUUUUACAGAAUAGGGAUGAUGAUUUUCUCAUGCAGGAUGAAGCAAUUGGCAUCCAAGAGAUACCAUCUUUGACCUUAGAUCUAAAAGAUCUUGCGGAGCGGCUAUCAAAAGUAGACUUAGCCAAAAGACUCUUCGUUGAAUCAGAUCUUUUUCCUCCAGAGUUGCAUCACCAAGAUGCGAGAGAAGCUGAUAAUCAGGCGCCUUUACAUACAUCUGAGAGACAAAAGAUAGAAAAAAUUGACAGUUUUGGUGAGUUACUAGCUCUUUAUUUGGAAGAGGAACGAAUGGCUAAGAGUCAUGAUGUAGAGAAAGAUGGUAAGAUGCCUUCAUCAAAUAAUACCAGCCGCCAUGAUCUAGAUCCAGAAUCAAAAUCAGAAUCUAAAGGUGAUAUAACAUUGAGCCGAUUGGAUGACAUGGAAUUUCUUGAUGAUAGAGAAAAAGUACAACUUGAUCAUGGUAGCAAGAAACAUGCAGAGAGCAAAUUAGAUGAUGUAGGGCAGGUUAGUCAUGUAACUAAGCAAGUUGCAAAUAGCAAAUCAGACGACUUGGAAUUUCUGGAUGAGAGAGAAAAGCCUGAGUUUAGUCAUGUAAGUGAGCAAGAAAUAAGGCCGUUAUCAAGAUAUGAAGCUGCUUCUGCAGAAGCAGAGCUUGACAUGCUUCUUGGAUCAUUUAACGAGACAAAGCUUUUUGAUACUCCCUUAAAUCAAACAGGAACCUCUGCAUCAUUUAUCACGGGACAUAAAGCUAAUCAUUUAGCUCCAUUACAACAUUCAUUGGGCCAAUCUGCACCUGCAUUUCCCAUCAUAAGUAGUCUCGAUACUGAGCUUGAUGACCUCCUCGCAGAAACAUCCAACCCAAGCAAUACGGAUAGUCUUUUCCGAUCCACCCAGGUUCCCUCAUUGUCUACACCCCAAUCCGGUUCCAACUCCAAGGCUAUGGAAGAUUUUGAUUCUUGGCUGGAUACUAUAUAAUUGUAAUUUCUGAAUUCCUGUUUGUAUUCUAGAUGUGUAUUGUACAUGUUUGUCAAAGUCUAUACUUUCUUCCUUUGUUAUUCUACUUGAUAGAUUUUGUAGUUGACUGAACUAGUUGUUUUAGCACUCUUCUACAAUCACUGCCCUUGGCUUACGUAGUUGCUACAUCAUGUGUUUCUGCUUUGGACAGGUGGAAACAUUGACAAUUCUGAAACUUGUCGAGGGAUAUCUUGUCAAUAAUAGCUGUUUUUAUCUGAAUUUUCCUCUGUAAGAGGUGAUUAA
Molecule: messenger RNA, 1779 nt
Organism: Chenopodium quinoa (quinoa)
Lineage: Eukaryota; Viridiplantae; Streptophyta; Magnoliopsida; Caryophyllales; Amaranthaceae
Exons: 4
Coding region: 130-1497 (455 amino acids)
Source: RefSeq, a predicted model, not a curated record